GACCAUUGGCGCAACUUAACGGGUGGCUACAUCCCAACAUCCUCCCUGUGUGCUCAACACUUCGUAGUCCUCAAGUUAACAGCCAUUUACCUCUCAUUCCCUUUGAGAAAUAAUCGAAGACAGACAUUGUUGACAUCAUUAGGCUAUACUGCAGGCACUGUCUUUUACUGACAGGCGACUCCGGUUAUUUACAUCUACCAGCUAGCUAACGUUAGCGUUAGCAGAGAAGCUCCAGGGAUGGCGGAGGUUCCCGGGACAUCAAGUGAGACGAUAACGGAGACGGUUCAGACCAGCACACCGCCACCGCCCCAACAGGAGGGACGGAGCUUGACAAUCAAGCUGAGAAAGAGGAAGACCGAGAAGAAGGUGGAGUGGUCCAGUGACACAGUUGACAAUGAGCACCUGGGAAGAAGGUCUUCAAAGUGCUGCUGUAUUUAUGAGAAGCCCCGGCAGUUCGGAGAGUCGUCUUCCGAAAGUGAGGGAGAUGAAGAGAACGACGAAGGCUGCGGCAGCGCACACUGUAUCCUGGGCCACAGCAGGAGAGGCCAUGGACAGAGGGGGGGUGGCGGGACCACAGUGCCCCCAAAUUCUGGGGGGUCGCACUCCCACUAAUGAGCACUGUGGGCUGGUUCUGGGUGGUCUUUCUCACCUACGACAAUGACACAUUACAAUACUGCACUCUUUAUUUUGUUUUUUUUUUUUAGUUUCAAUAGUUCCAUCACUGAGGGACAGGCAGGCCUGGGCUGCGUUCCACAUGUGUUAAAAGCUCCCACAGCUGAUAGAUGAAAAGUACAUCUGCACUGCAGCUCAGAACAUCAACAGGAUUAUUGAAUUAAACUAAUUGUUCUCCUCAUAAUAACUGAAGCAUUGUCCACACCCUGCCAGCUGCACAGCGCACUUCACACAGAGUAAUAGGCAUUGGAUCAUACUGUAAAGUUUCCCACUUCUCUUAAACAACAAAGUCAUUUUGCAGAAUUAAAGAUGCAGUUCACACAACACUUCUCAUCCAGCUGAAAGUGUACUGCUGCAUGAUUUCCAUUCAUUUCACUAUGAAGUGAAAAUCUGCUUUCAGAAAUUUCUUGAUCAUCACAUGAAAAAUAAUGUGCAUGUUUAUGGUUAAUAUCAAAUUUUUUCCAUAGUUUUGCAAAAUGAUAAAAAUGGCCAACUCACUUUACAUAAAAUUUCAUUGUUUUGUAGAAUUUUGAAAGAGUUUUAGUAGUUAAAUGUAAUUCACAUCAUCUAUUGUUUAUACUUUAUUCCACUGUUUACAUUGUUUAGUUUUUACAGUUUUAAAAAGUGGCAAAAAUGUGUUGUCUAAAAAUAAUAUAGAAGAAAUUUACUUUAGUUAGAUCUUGAUUGUUAUGCAUGGGAGACACACACACACCAGAACAGAUCAGUCUAUCAGGUAAACAUAUUUUACAAGAAGUAUUAUUUCAAUAGAGUAAGAUAAAUAAUAAUAAAAUAAAUUCAGCAAAAUUGCUGCACAAUCAAAUCAAAUGCAUAAUCAGUCUGUACUUAGAUUACUACACGCUAUUCAGAUAAGUAAUUUUGAUAACUGGAGUGUAUUGUGGGUAUCUUGCAUUAAAACAGUGCAAAGGCUAUAUAACACUUUCUACUGCAGUCAUGUAAAAUAUCUGAUGUGUGAUAAAGGAGGAAAAAGUGUAAAAGCCCUGGUUUUGUAUCUAAAUGGCAUAGAGUGUGUAGUGAUGUCACCAUGCAGGAAAACACCAUUAUGGAUUAUGGAAUUAUCCAAAGUGAAACCCUUCUCUUCUUUCAGCAGCUAAAAGCCUGUUUGAUACUGUGCCAACUCACUUUCAGCACUGAGUACACAGACAAUACACUUUAAAAGACUAGACGUAUGUUUACUACAGAUCACAUAUAGUGUAUGUACAUGGAGUGUUUUCAGGUCCAGCAUUGGAUUUUCGUCAUGUGGUAAAAUGAAUGGAAUGCAGCAGGAGCUCAGAAGAUAAAAUAAAUUUUAUAUAAAACAUGCAGCUGGAGAUUAUACUCAACAUGCAUACUUAACAAUCACAUUGCUGUAUUUGAUAACUGGUUGCCCACUCUACAGCCUGAUAGCUAUCAUGUGGUACUUUUACCGAGCAGCCCUUUGGACUUGGUGACUUCUUCUGGAACGCAGCAUAUGAGAGGAGAUAGAUAUAGAUAGUGAGGCCAUAAGUCUGGCUGUGUAUUAAACUUCUGACAAAGUGAAUUGUAUAUAAUCCAGCUGUUGUUAAUUUUCUUUUAAUUUAUUUGCUGAUCUUAACUCUGAAGCAGUUAAUACUUGACAUGCAGUUGACUAAUGUGUGAGAGUUGGAUCUAAUUGAAGAGUUUGGAUCUGGUUUUGGAUUUGUAGAGCAGUUUGACAGCUGAUGCCAACCUUUAAUUGAUGUUUGCUUUCAGAAUGCAUUAGACCAACCUGUAGUAGCAUUAUUAUUACAGCACAUGUUUUAGUAUAAUCUGUUAGAGCCCCAUGAUCAAUAUUAGAGCACACUGCCUGUGGAUAAGUCGCUUUGAUUCGAUAUUAAUGAUAUGACACACGGCUGGAUUUAACAGUUGUUCAAAGAUAGUGUCAACAUUUAUUUCAAGAUGGAAACUAAAACUUACAUUUGAACAGCCCAUUCCAUUCUUUUAAAUAAUAAUCAGAAUGAUCACAAUUGUAACUUUAAACUUACACAUGGGAAAGUCUUUAGGCUAUUAUUGGGUUUGUUUUAGCAAAGUUAUAGUAAAAACACCUUUCUCAGUCUCUGUAUAGAAAUACUGCUGGAAUAUAUAUAAUUAAAAACAGACCAAAGUAGUUAGUAUUUAGUGUGACGUCUGCUCAGAUUUCAUUCAAGAAAUGUUUCUUGGGCUCAGAGGUUGCACUAAGUACUGACGUUUGCCUGUAGAACCUCUUCAGUUCCAGUUGUAUGUUAACAGAGAGUGAGAAAUAAAUGUGAACUCAUUAAAAGAAGGUAAAGAUGACCUACGACCUUUGCACAGUCCUGUAUAUAUAAAAUUAUUUUAGGCUCUAAAAUAAACUGAUUAAUCCAUGUUCUUCUAAAAUUACUACCACAUUGCAGUUCAUUUCAGGAACCUUCUUGGAUAUUAUUAUUAAAAAAGACAGAAACUACAGAGUUGUAAAAUAAAGUGUUAUCAAAUGUUAUAAAGAUCAAUUCAACUCAGAGUUCUUGCCUCAUUUGUGUGAAGUGCACAGGCCUGGAUGGACUCAAAAAGAUAAUUUGAUUCAAAUUUAUAGUCAUAUUUAUUUAUAGUCAUACAGACUCGCUCCUUGUUUGGUUCUGCAAUGAAAGGUUUGUGUUAAAUUUGAAUGACAAUAAGCUUAUCUUUUGGCCACUAUUAACUUACUACAUAUUACUAAUGACAUCAACUAUGUGUCACCUGAUAGGUAACAGGAAAUUGUGGUUUGGAUACGUUACAGAUAAAGCAGAAACGUGCUCUUGUUUAUAUAGCUUGUCCAUUCAUGUCUAUUGAAUAUUGUCUGAUAUUUCAUCCUAUCAGAUUUGUCUUAAAUAUCAGCAGCAGCCAGAGCAGACUACAGUUUAGAGCAUGUUCAUAUCAGAGUGUGCUGCCGUGGUUUCUGCACUCAACUUGUACACCUCUCAAAACAUGAGUGUGCACCAAAAUAUCUUCACGCACUUCAAUGAUAGCUGAGGGUGAUCGUUUUAUCUGCCUACCAUAGAAGAACCCGGUCCACAUUCUGCUUGUUUAGCUCUCACUUCUUCACAUCUAAACAGUUCAGGUCCAGGAGUAAAUUAGCAGAGCUGCAAUGAGGGAUUUAAGAUCAGUAGGUUUUUAAUUGUCUGGCUUUGAGAUAGCAGAAUGAGUGUUAGUGUUUUGAACCUGUAAAUCUUCCUCUGGUUUUCAUUUGCUUUAAUGACUAGAUAAAUCUGGUCUUAUCCAAUGUGGACAAUCCCAGACGUGAAGGCAUUUGACGUUUGCCUGAUUUGUUUUUGCGGUACAGUUUGUCUUUGCAGGAUGUAUUUAAUGAAUGAAAUGGGGAGUUUAUAGGACACUGAAUCACAAUCAGUGUGGACAAAUCGAGCUUAUCUUUCUUAAAACACCCAGUCAGAAGAUUACCAUUAAAUUCAGCUGCAUGUCGGUCAUUAAUGUCUCCACUACAGUUGGAUAGACGACCUGUUCAGAGACUAUAAGGCUUUUACUGCUACGCUCCGCAGACAUCAGAUGUAAUGUGGCAUAUAGGACAGACAGGUGAAGGUGCAUGACUGUCGGCCCAGGCUUUGUACUCAUGCCUCAGCUAUGACCAAAACUCACCCAACACAGGCUUCAUCACCAUCAUCAUCCUCAGCAGUUUCAGACCAUGUUUGAUAUGUCAACCUACUGGGGAUCCCACUAACUCCAUGUAAGCCACUGUUUUCUGUACUAUCUGUUACAUAUGUACAUUGUUCUUGUACUGGUAAUGCACCUUUCUGUAUAUACUAUUAAGCAUAUGAGAGCAGAUUUAAUGUGAAUUAAAGUUUUCAACUGUGA
Messenger RNA from Sphaeramia orbicularis (orbiculate cardinalfish), 4488 nucleotides. It is a transcript of the gene ppp1r11, whose product is annotated as protein phosphatase 1, regulatory (inhibitor) subunit 11. The transcript is spliced from 3 exons. Gene Ontology annotation, molecular function: protein serine/threonine phosphatase inhibitor activity; protein phosphatase 1 binding. Gene Ontology annotation, cellular component: nucleus. NCBI's taxonomy places the organism in Eukaryota, Metazoa, Chordata, Actinopteri, Kurtiformes, Apogonidae. The record is from RefSeq and is a predicted model, not a curated record. The coding region runs from base 238 to 612 and encodes 124 amino acids.